Mesorhabditis belari is the source of this 1554-nucleotide messenger RNA. Lineage: Eukaryota; Metazoa; Nematoda; Chromadorea; Rhabditida; Rhabditidae. The record is from the annotation of a GenBank genome assembly.
AUGCGAACGACGACACGAUUUCUUUUACUUAUCGCUUUCAUCGCCAUUUUCUUGCCUCAUCUCGAUGCCGCUCCAAACAAGGGUCUAAUCCGAACGAAACGCCAAUGUGGAUGCGUGCGCCGACAACCGCUGCAAUGUCAAUGCUCGGGAUUCGGAAGUCAACAAUCGUGUGGCUGUGCCCCAUAUGCGGGUUGUGGAUGUUCGCGACCGCAAACUUGUACCUCGCUUUGUCAGGGCACGUGUCAAAGUAGUUGCAUCGCACAGAAUCAACCACCACAAGCAUGCAGGAAUACCUGCCAACGAACGUGUGUCACGUCGUGUGCGAUCGCUCAACAACAACAACGAUUGCAGCAAAAUCAACCCCAAUUCGCCCCGAAUCCCCAAGCUUUAACAACGACCACCACCACGACAACAACGAUAAACCAAAAAACGCCGAAUCUACGAAUUGUCAUCAAUCAGGCAUCGAGUACAAACUGUAAAGACGAUUGCCAAAACAAAUGCGGAACCGUUUGCUCGGCUAAAAACUACCCGUCGGAAAUAUGCACUCAAAGCUGUGAUGCCUCGUGCAAUGCUGUUUGUGCGGCUGGUCAGCAAAAUGCUGCUUCCCAUCCGACGCUCACUCCAACAAUCACCCAAAAAAUCACUCAAACGCAAGAUCAAGGACCAAUUAACAUUCAAAUCAAGAAUUGCGAGUCCUCUUGCACGAGCGCGUGCACGAAUCUUUGUCCAACUCAAUCACAACCACAAAAAUUGAUUCAACCGAAUGCCCCCGGAUCCCAAUCACUCGUCUCUCAAACCCUCCCCGCUGGAUCCUAUCUCAACCCGAUUCCCCUCAUGACCACUCCGGCUCCUCUUCAAGCAGUUCUCAACACUUUGCAAGCUGGCCAAUGCCUACAACAAUGUGCUACGGGUUGUAAUGAUUCUUGUCAACAACAAGUCGAAAAACCCCCGCAAGGAUGUGUAGCCUCUUGUGAUCACACUUGUCAAGAUGUUUGCGGUGUCUCGGCGGCAAUGCAGAACCCGCAAGGCAUGUGCAAAUCGCAGUGCACAAAUGUUUGUGGCCUCGCCUGUCAAUCUGCACAAAACACAAUCGUUUCCACAUGUGUCUCGCACUGUGAUCCCGAAUGUGAGCGCGCUUGCACAAGCCCGAGCGUUCAGCAAAGCUCCGCACAACUCUUCGCCACCGCUCCACCGUUUCAGCAACCAACCUACGACUCGGCCACCUCCGCCACUCCCAUCACCACCCCGUCCAGCCCGUCGGUUUUCGAUUACAGCACUCCAUCCUGUGUCUCAGCUUGUAUGCCGGCUUGUCUCCCAUCAUGCACCACAUCAUAUACACCGAGUAGCUCCGAGGCGACAUCAGCUGGCGAAUUGAAGCUCAAGAUUCAAAUGGUGACGACAGGACCGGGAAUCUCCUCUGAGGCUUGUGCUUCCUAUUGUUCAUCGGCAUGUGAUGUACAGUGUAGCACAGUGAGACACGCGAGAUGCACGGAAGCUUGCCGCCACAACUGUCAUCGCACCAUUUGUCCGCAUAAACGACGAUCCACCCGCACA